This is a messenger RNA of Coccidioides immitis RS, 2075 nucleotides long. RefSeq lists its product as uncharacterized. The transcript is spliced from 2 exons. The record is from RefSeq and is a predicted model, not a curated record. Bases 77 to 1741 code for a protein of 554 amino acids. NCBI's taxonomy places the organism in Eukaryota, Fungi, Ascomycota, Eurotiomycetes, Onygenales, Onygenaceae.
CCCCGCUUCGCCCCGCGCAUCCUUGCAUGACCUCAACCAACCCCCAGAACAUGUGAUGGCGAGCAGCGCCUAAUCAAUGGCUGCGACCGCACCUGAACCGUCGUCCACCGACGUGGUCAUCGUGGGUAAUGGGCCAUCCGCACUUCUACUAUCGUACAUCCUCCAUGGAAACAUCCCAUUCUACAACCCGCGGACCCCCCAUCCGGACCCCAUCCUCCACGAGAAGCUGAAGGAUGCGCCUAAGCUUCUCGACCUGGAUGUCGACAAGUUGACUGAUCAUUUCGAGGCCUCGCGGUACUCGUACUCGACCCAGGCUCUUCCGCUCAACUCGCUUCUGGACUCUCUCGCACGUCCCAACGCAGACACGGAUGACACAGAGAGGAAUACUUGCCUGGAGUGGCGCCAUUUGCCAGAAGCAGCUGUUCCCCACGUGGUCCUAGGAGACGCCCCCCGCCCCGGAGGGCAAUGGACGGAGUGUCCAAAGCGGACGACAUGGGACAUCCAGUCCCUCAGUUAUGCGGGAAUGCUAUCCCUUCCAGGAUACAGUUUUGCAGAGUAUCAUCAAGACCGCUUUGGAUCAAAACUGCCUCCUUUCACGCGGCCUUCGAGGCGGGAGAUAGCAGACUACUAUACCGCCUAUCCGGCUGCAGUCGGGAUUUCCGACUCGGUCAGGUCCGCAGAGACCGUCGCAAACAUCUCCCGCACCGAUAGCGGAUUUUAUAUUGCAUCGCACAACCUCAGUUGCAAAUUCCUUGUCUUGGCAUCGGGAAUCUUCACAGAACCCAAGCCAGCGCGGCCACUUCUCCAGCCGCUCCUUGAUAUCCCAGCCUCACGCUCUACCCAGCCAGCGGCCAGAAACCCCCUCUUGGUGAUUGGAUCAGGGUUUUCCGCCGCAGAUGCCAUUAUUUCCGCUCCCAAGGAUCAGAAAAUUAUUCAUAUCUUUAAAUGGGAUGAUAAAAGACCCUCACCGCUAAAGGCCUGCCACCAGCAGGCAUAUCCAGAAUAUGCUGGUAUAUAUAGACUCAUGAAGAGGAGUUCUUCGGCCAAUUUGCGAGAGCCCUCUGAUGGGCGCGAACGGUCAUGGCUUCGACCGGCAAGCCUGACUCCUUUCUUGAAAAGUAGAGAGUGGGCCAGUAUCUACGAGGGCUUGCCCAAUACAUUGGUGACAGAUACAGGGUCAAAUGACAAAGGGGCAGUUGUUACGCUGCAGCUCCAGGAUGGUACGAUCUUGCAACGUCAAGUCUCCGGGUUGGCAUACGCUGUCGGCCGCCAAGGCUCACUGGAAUACCUUGAUGAAUCCGUCAGGAGCGAGGUCAUACCCGGUGACGAUAAGGACAGCAUCACAACAGGGUCGAUAUCCGCGUCAACUCUUCGUAAUGCAGCUCUGGCGGACCUGGAAGUUGCGCGGAACAUUUUUAUCAUCGGAAGCCUGACUGGCGACUCUUUGAUUCGCUUUGCGUAUGGAGGAUGUGUGUAUGUGGCCGGGAAGCUAGUAUCCCGUGAAACCCGCAAAGACAACGGCUUCGGGGCUCCUUGUCACCGAGAACGGCCAAAACAUAUGAAAUUUCAACCUGAUGGCUUGAUGAAUGGUCUCGAUGGCCACAAUGAUAUGCAUAAUGACGAUAAUAGACAAUGCCAUGAUGUUUUGCCGGCAGGAUCGCCGGACAUCCAAUCCCCCCGGUUUCCAGGACUGGUGUGGGCGAAAGGGAAAAGCUGGUGGAACGUUUUAUUCUCAUGGUAGGGUUAACCGCGAUCUCCGUUUUCUCCUUUUUUCCCCCCCACCUUCAUUUCUCCUCUGCCUUAUUCUUUGGCAUUUCUCUCUCUUUUCUGAACAAUAUCUGUUGAUUGCGUUCACAACUCCCGCGAUAGAGAUUUAUAUUUGGCUGGCCGUCCCUUUGAUGUCGCGCGCACCCCAUGUACAUACAUACAUAUAUGCGUACAUAUGAAUGUCACUAGAAGCGGAAGCAAUUUGCUCUAAUAUCUUCGGAUUAACUCGAUGAUUCCCAAUUCCGCAAAGACUGAGAGUUCUCAAAAAGCGAAAUGUUGGUUGAAAAAAAAAUAAAAAAAAAAAAAGG